Fusarium venenatum is the source of this 465-nucleotide messenger RNA. RefSeq lists its product as uncharacterized. Lineage: Eukaryota; Fungi; Ascomycota; Sordariomycetes; Hypocreales; Nectriaceae. The record is from RefSeq and is a predicted model, not a curated record.
AUGAAGCUGUCUCUCUUCGCCUCCGUCGUUCUCGCUGGCCUUGUUGCUGCUCAGCAAGAGAAGCUUCCCAAGUGUGCUCAACCCUGUGUUGACCAGUACACCACCGGCGGCGGCGUCGCUGGAUGCGGCCAGCUUGACAUCAAGUGCAUCUGCAGCAACCAGAACUUCCUCUCUGGAAUCGCCUGCUGUCUCGACGAGAAGUGCGAUACCGUGGGCAAGGAGACCGCCGUCAAGUACGCCAAGCAGAUCUGCGCAACCGCUGGCGUGACCGACCUUCCCGACGACGUGAAGUGUGACAAGAGCGCCGCGUCUGGCACCGCAACUGGUGCUACCACCCCUACCUCGAGCGACAGCAGCAGCACGGCCUCGGCCACUGGCGACAGCGCCAGUGUUGACAACGCUGGUUCGCGCGAGGGCGCUGCUGGUUUCAUCGGUGUCGGAAUGGCUAUGCUGCUUGCCCUGUAA